AGAAAAUAAAAAAAAUCAUUUUGGGUGUUACUCUUAUGAAUUCAUACCUGAAUAACAUACACUGGCCUAAGCCCUAUUAGUUUGUACAUGCGCAACUGAUUUUUGUUUUGAGCAGGGAGAAUACUUCAACGGUGAACUUAGUUGUUACAAACUGAACGUUGUUUGGUCGAUGACCACAGGCUGAGACUACGAUAAGACACACACAAUGUCUGGUCAUGGCAAGAACUACGCACACAAUAAACAAGUUUACAACAGCCUACGCCUUGGAGACCGUGUUGAGUUCAAGCGAGUAGUUUAUUCCCACUGGGGGAUUUACAUAGGUCAAGGAAAGAUAAUUCACUUGGCUGCUCACGAUAACGCCGAAGUGAAAGCUAACUCCAACAGUACUCAUUUGUUCAGUAUUGGAGGCAAACUGUUUAAAAAAGCUUUCGUUCGCAUCGAUGACUUCUGGAAGGUAGUCGGCGAAGACAAGGCAAUUAUCAACAAUAGUCUUGACAAGAAAUUGAGGGCCUUGUCACCAGAAGAUAUUGUGCAACAAGCCAUGAAAAAAAUUGGUGAGGUCGGCUACAAUGUCAUUACAGCGAACUGUGAACAUUUUACAAACUGGUGCAGGUAUGGAGAGAGCAAAAGUGAACAGUCAGAAAACGCAAUGACUGGAUUAGCUGUAACUGGAGGAUUACUGUUAUUUGCUGGAGCAGUUGCAUACGGUAUAUCUAGGUCAAUGAAGAAGGAGGAGCCAAGAAAAUAAAGAAACCACUAUUCCAUGGAUUGAACAUCAAAGCAAAGAACAUUGGGCAGCCAUGAACAGGGGUGGACUGGAUAUCAAAAUCGGCCCAGGCAUUUCUAACAGUACAGCCCAUAAAAUGUAUAUCAUAUAAUAGGCCUAUCUGUUCUCAAAAUCACUAGGUUAUUUUUUUUAUAAUGUAUUGAUAACUGUAUGCACGCUCUAUAUCUUUAUAAGAAAUAUAGGCCCUAAUGUUGCUUUUUAAGCGCUAUGUUUGUAGGCCAUAAAAGGAUGAAGCCUACUAAUAGCACUGUCUACGGAUGUAGGCUAUUACAUUAUUUUUGAAAAUGUGUUAGAUUUAAUUAGUAUUACACUGUAGUCUGUAACAGAUGUUUCUAGCAUGACGCUCAUAUAACCCCUUAUAUAUAUGAGAAUAUUAUAAAACCUUUAACAAUUUAAUGCGUGCCAUAGUGGCAUUCAUAAGGCCCUUUAGGCCCAUUUGAGUACCGGCCCACCGGGCAUUUGCCCAAAUGCCCAUAUAGACAGUCCGCCCCUGGCCAUGAACAAUACAUAGAUAUUAUGUUGUCUUUUUCUGUUUUUGUUUAUUUCUUUAAACAAACAAAAAAAUAAACAUGGGUACCACACACAAUGAGAGAAGUAUUUAACAUCUCAGUAAAUGAAAUCAAAAGCUUUGUGUUGAUUGAAACAUAAAAUUUCAAUAAAAUUCAAAAGCGAAAAAUUUUUUUUUGAUAUGCGUAGUUUGCUAUCAAUUUUUUUUUGAUAAGCUCCAGACAUAAGUUAAUGAGAAAUUGAAACAAUCUUGGUAAUAAGGUGAGUGUUUUAAUUUUGUAGAGACAUCCUAAGAUUAAAAACUGAUUCAACAUUAGGCUAGAUCUUUUUAUGAACAAUUAACAAGGCCUUUUUAAUGUACAUAUCUACAUAUUACACACUUUUCUUUAUAGGAUACCUCAAUUUUCGCUUGUGCCAUCAGUUGUCGAGUGGCUUCUUUUCUGUCUCUUUUGUGGGCUCUUUUUUUUUUUUUUUUUGGCUUUUGACUUUUUUUUUUUUUUUUUUGCUUUUGGCUUUUGACUUUUGGCUUUUGACUUUUUGCUUUUGACUUUUGGCUUUUGACUUUUGGCUUUUGACUUUUGGCUUUUGACUUUUUGCUUUUGACUUUUGGCUUUUGACUUUUGGCUUUUGACUUUUGACUUUUUUUUUUUUGCUUUUGACUUUUGGCUUUUGACUUUUGGCUUUUGACUUUUUUUUUUUUUUUUUGGCUUUUGACUUUUAGCUUUUGACUUUUUGCUUUUGACUUUUUUUUUUUUGCUUUUGACUUUUGGCUUUUGACUUUUGGCUUUUGACUUUUUUUUUUUUUUGGCUUUUGACUUCUAGCUUUUGACUUUUUGCUUUUGACUUUUGGCUUUUGACUUUUGACUUUUGACUUUUGGCUUUUUUUUUGUGGUCUUGCUUCAAUGGUUGUGAGCUAUGUUGUGAGAGCGAUAAUCAAUUCUGUGUAACCACUAAAUAAGACAUUAUUCACAUAGUAUUCAUUAUAUACAUGUAUAUAUUACUCUCAGGAUAUACUAUAUAAGUAUAUAUAUAAUUACUCAAUGAACUAAUAAACAUUGAUAAUUUA
Molecule: messenger RNA, 2360 nt
Organism: Biomphalaria glabrata
Lineage: Eukaryota; Metazoa; Mollusca; Gastropoda; Planorbidae
Product: phospholipase A and acyltransferase 2-like
Exons: 5
Coding region: 206-748 (180 amino acids)
Biological process (GO): N-acylphosphatidylethanolamine metabolic process
Cellular component (GO): cytoplasm
Molecular function (GO): glycerophospholipid phospholipase A1 activity; A2-type glycerophospholipase activity
Source: RefSeq, a predicted model, not a curated record